UUAACCGAUCCGCAUGAAAAGCAUAGCGCUUGGAGGGGAAGGGGAUGCGAUGUCGCUGGCCAAGCUCUCCUCCGCCUUCCUCCGCCGUGGCGGCACCAACAGCCUCCUCCCCCUCCUCCACUGCCAACGCCUCGGUGGCCUUCUCUUUUUCUCCUCCGCCAUCACCGGCGCCGCCUCCGAGGGACAUAACUCAUUCCACAGACCCCAUUUUAUGGUUGCUUAUCUUGUCAACUCCUGUGGCCUCUCCUCCGCCGAGGCGUCCAAAGCCACCAAAUUCCUCGCCCACCUUAAAUCCACCGAGAGGCCAGAUGCGUUCCUCGGAUUCAUGAGAAACCGCGGUUUCGACGACGCCGGUCUCAGAAAGGUCGUAUCUCGCAGACCCAGAUUUCUCUGCUGCGGCGACGCCGAGAAGCUCCUGGCCCCAAAAUUCCAAUUAUUCCAGGAGCUGGGCUUCUCUGGCUCCGACCUCACCCGUUUAUUCCUUUCCAAUCCCCACAUUCUUAAGCUCAGCCUCCACCGCACCAUCCAGCCCCGGUUGGAGUUCUGGACGGCCCUCCUCGGCUCCAAGGAGCACCUCUUGAAGGUCCUCAGGAUCAGCGCAUGGUUUCUCAAUACCAGCAUUGAGAAGAUCGUCAUGCCCAACCUCUCACUGCUGCGGGAGUGCGGCAUCUCGGAUCAAAAGACGGCUUUGGUGUUGCGCAAGUCUCCCUUGUUAAUCCUCCGAAGUCCCCAAAAGCUCAGAGCUUUGAUGGAGCGGGUCGAUGGGAUGGGAGUACCCCGCAGCUCGGGGAUGUUCUUGCGGGCUCUCCAGGCUAUCAACCGCCUCAGUGAGGCUAAAUUCAAUGCUAAACGAUGCCUCCUGAAGAGUCUCGGGUGGUCAGAGGUCGAAUUCUUUGCUGCCUUCCGCAAGGACCCACUAUUUGUGACAAAUUCUGAGAAGACGUUGUCGGUCAAGAUGGCUUUCUUGGUGAAGGAAGUUGGUUACGGGCCAUCGGAUGUUGCUCUCCGCCCGAAGCUCCUGAUGCAUAGCUUGGAGAAGAGGUUGAAGCCUCGGCAUCGAGUCACGCAGAUGUUGGAGGCGAGUGGGUUUCCUAGUGGUAAAUAUGAGUUCACCACCAUUAUGAAUUUUUCAGAUAAAGUGUUCAUGGACAAGUUUGUUAUCCCACACAAGGAGAAGGUUCCAGGACUGUUAGAGAUGUAUGCUGCUACAUGUGGCAAGAUAGGAACCAUAUAACUUUGGGUGUUCUUCUAAUGUGCAAUGACUUCUUUGUGUCCGUCCAUGAUUGCGUUAAGGUAUUACGUUUGACUUCUUGUGUGAUUACUUGAGCAAUGCUGUCAUAUGAACAUGUGGCUAAACUUGUAUAAUUCUUUUAUCAACUUCAUAAUGUGUGCCAUUCCAAUGAUUUAUGAGUCUAGCUUUGCAUUAGACAAUUGUAUAAAGGAGAAUACAAAAAGAUUGUAGUUCAACAGAUGAUUGAAUAUGCUAAUGUUGGCACCUGUAACCAAAAAAUAUCAUUCGUUUGAAAAUUUUAGGAUUUUCAAUAUCAAAUUUUGCAAUGCGAUAUCAAAGGUCUGUA
Messenger RNA from Elaeis guineensis (African oil palm), 1577 nucleotides. RefSeq names its product transcription termination factor MTERF8, chloroplastic. The record is from RefSeq and is a predicted model, not a curated record. Gene Ontology annotation, molecular function: double-stranded DNA binding. NCBI's taxonomy places the organism in Eukaryota, Viridiplantae, Streptophyta, Magnoliopsida, Arecales, Arecaceae. Gene Ontology annotation, biological process: regulation of DNA-templated transcription.